AGUCCGCGCCGGAGCGUCUCGGCCGCGGCGGUGGCGGUGUCCCUGGCCGGUACCGUUGCCUCUGGGCGGCUCAGGCGGCGGCUCGCGGGGUCCGCGGAGAGCGGCGGACCGGCCCUGGCCCGCGGCGCCGCGAGCAGCCCAGGCUGGGACCCGGGAGGCGAGACGGCGGCGGCGGCGGCGGCGGGCUGUGCCCGGCCCCCUCCUUGGCGGCUCCAGCCCCCGGGCGGGCGGCUGCGGGCUCGGGGCAGCCCCGGGGCGGCGGCCGAGCGGGCCCCGGGAAUGGCGAGAUAGCGGCGCGGGAGCGGCCCGACUAAUUACAUUGCACGGAUGAUGGACAUUUACUUACCUUUGAAACGACCUUCCUGGCUGGUGGACAAUAAAAGGAUGAGGACUACUUCAGAUUUCCAGUGGCUCCUGUCAACAUUUGUUCUUCUGUACUUAAUGAAUCAUGUCAAUAGCCAGAGAAAGGAGACUCCUUAUGAUUUGAAGUGUACAACUAACAAUUUACAAAAGUGGGACUGUUCUUGGAAAGCACCCUCUGGAGCAAGCCGUGGUACUCUUUAUGAAUUUUGCAUUGAUGACAGGUCCCAUUCUUGUUAUCAUUUAGCAAGAACAAAUAUUGAAAUCCCAGCUCUUUCCCCUGGUGAUCAUGAAAUAACAAUAUCUCUACAAGAUGCUGGAAGUUCUACAAGUAAAUUCAUACUAAAUGAAAAAAACAUUUCCUUAAUUCCAGACACUCCAGAAAUCUUGAAUUUGUCUGCUGAUUUCUCCACCUCUACGUUGCAUGUAAAGUGGAAUGACAAGGGUUCUGUUUUUCCACGUCAUUCAAAUGUCAUCUGGGAAAUUAAAAUUCUAUGGAAAAAGAGUAUGGAGCUUGUAAAAUUAGUGACCCACAACACAACUCUGAAUGGUAAAGAUACAGUUCAUCACUGGAGUUGGGUCUCAGACCUGCCCUUGGAGUGUGCCAUUCAUUAUGUGGGAAUUAGGUGCUACGUUGACAAUCUUCUUUUCUCUGGUCACAAAGAGUGGAGUGACUGGAGCCCGUUGAAGAACAUUUCUUGGACUCCUGAUUCACAGCCUAAGGUUUUUCCUCAAGACAAAGUGAUACUUGUAGGCUCAAAUAUAACAUUUUGUUGUGUGAGUCAAGAAAAAGUGUUAUCAGCACAGAUUGGCAGUACAUACUGUCCCCUUAUCCAUCUUGACGGGGAAAAUGUUGCAAUCAAGGUCCACAAUAUUUCUGUUUCGGAAAAUAGUGGAACAAAUGUGGUUUUCAUGAUAGAAGAUAAUGUAUGUGGAACAGUUGUUUUUGCAGGAUAUCCACCUGAUACUCCUAAAAAACUGAAUUGUGAAACACAUGAUUUAAAAGAGAUUAUAUGUAGUUGGGAUCCAGGAAGAUCAACAGGCUUGGUGGGCCCACGCAAUACCAGUUACAAGUUAUUUGAAGGUUUUUCAGGAAAAUAUGUUCGAUUUAAAAAAGUUGACGUGUCUGCAAAUGAAAGCUAUCAUCAGUUACUCUUACAAAUGGUUCCAAAUCAAGAAAUAUAUAAUUUUACUUUGUAUGCUCGCAAUCCCCUGGGUCGAUCAGAAUCAACAAUUUUAGUUAACAUAACUGAAAAAGUUUAUCCCUAUACUCCUACUUCAUUGAAAGUGAAAGAUAUUAAUUCAACAGCAGUUAUACUUUCUUGGCAUUUACCAGGCAGCUUUGGAAAGAUUAAUCUUUUAUGUCAAAUUGAAAUUAAUAAAAUUAAUUCAGUACAAGAAUCGCGGAAUGUCACAAUCAAAGGAGUAGAAAAUUCAAGUUAUCGCAUUGCUGUGGGCAAGUUAAAUCCAUAUACUGUAUAUACUUUUCGGAUUUGCUGUUCUACUGAAACUUUCUGGAAAUGGAGCAAAUGGAGCAAUAAAAAACAACAUUUAACCACAGAAGCCAUUCCUUCAAAUGGACCCGAUACUUGGAGAGAGUGGAGUUCUGAUGGAAAAAAUUUGAUAAUCUAUUGGAAGCCUUUACCCAUCAGUGAAGCUAAUGGAAAAAUACUUUCUUAUAAUGUAUCGUGUUCAUCAGAUGAGGAAACACAGUCCCUUUCUGAGAUCCUUGACCCUCAGCACAAAGCAGAAAUACAACUUAAUAAAAAUGACUACAUCAUCAGUGUGGUGGCCAAAAAUUCUGUGGGUGCAUCGCCACCUUCUAAAAUAGCUAGCAUGGAAAUUCCACAUGAUGAUGUGAAAACAGAGCAGGCUGUUGGAAUGGGAAAGGGGAUUCUCCUCACCUGGCAUCACAACCCCAACAUGACUUGUGACUAUGUCAUCAAGUGGUGUAACUCAUCGCGGUCUGAACCAUGCCUUAUGGACUGGAGAAAAGUUCCUUCAAAUAGCACUGAAGCUCUCAUAGAAUCUGAUCAGUUUCGACCAGGUGUAAGAUAUAAAUUUUUCCUGUAUGGGUGCAGAAAUCAAGGAUAUCAAUUACUACGUUCCAUAAUUGGAUAUAUAAAAGAAUUGGCUCCAACUGUGGCACCAAAUUUUACUGUUGAGGAUACUUCUGCAGAUUCUAUAUUAGUAAAAUGGGAAGAUAUUCCUGUGGAAGAGCUUAGAGGCUUUUUAAGAGGAUAUUUAUUUUACUUUGAAAAAGGAGAAAGAGACACAUCUAAGAUGAGGGGUUUGGAAUCAGGUCGUUCUGACAUAAAGGUUAAGAAUAUUACUGACAUAUCCCAGAAGACACUGAGAAUUGCUGAUCUUCAAGGUAAAACAAGUUAUCACCUGGUCUUGCAAGCCUAUACAGACGGUGGAUUGGGCCCAGAGAAGAGUAUGUUCGUGGUGACAAAGGAAAAUUCCGUGGGGUUAAUUAUUGCCAUUCUCAUCCCAGUGGCAGUGGCUGUCAUUGUCGGAGUGGUAACAAGUAUCCUUUGCUAUCGGAAGAGAGAAUGGAUUAAAGAAACCUUCUACCCUGAUAUUCCAAAUCCAGAAAAUUGUAAAGCAUUACAGUUUCAAAAGAGUGUCUGUGAGGGAAGCGGUGCUCUUAAAACAUUGGAAAUGAAUCCUUGUACCCCAAAUAAUGUUGAGGUUCUGGAAACUCGAUCAACAUUUCCCAAAAUAGAAGAUACAGAAAUAAUUUCCCCAGUAGCUGAAUGUCCUGAAGAUAGCUCUGAUGCAGAACCUGAAAACCACGUGGUUGUGUCCUAUUGCCCACCCAUCAUUGAGGAAGAAAUACCGAACCCAGGCGGGGAUGAAGCCGGAGGGACUUCGCAAGUCAUUUACAUCGAUGUUCAGUCCAUGUAUCAGCCACAGGCGAGACCAGAGGAAGAACAGGAAAAGGACCCUGUAGGAGGGGCAGGCUAUAAGCCACAGAUGCACCUACCCAUUAAUUCUACUGUAGAAGACAUAGCUGCAGAGGGCGACUUAGAUAAAACGGCAGGUUACAGACCUCAGGCAAAUGUAAAUACUUGGCAUUUAGUAUCUCCAGACUCUCCUAGAUCCACAGACAGCAACAGUGAAAUUGUCUCCUUUGGAAGUCCGUGCUCCAUUAACUCCCGACAGUUUCUGAUUCCUCCUAAAGAUGAAGACUCUCCACAAUCUAGUGGAGGAGGGUGGUCCUUUACAAACUUUUUUCAGAACAAGCCAAAUGAUUAACAGUGUCACCGUGUCACUUCAGCCUGCCAUCUCAAUAAGCUCUUAUUGCCAGUGCUGCUGCAUCAGCACUGGGCAUUCUUGGAGGGAUCCUGUGAAGUAUUGUUAGUGGGGUGAACUUCACUACGUGCAAGUUACACUACAAGUGUUAAUGUGCUUUUAAUAUAGUCUAAAAGCCAAAGCAUAUGACUCAGAAUCCUCAGUCCACACAACUCAAGAUUUGGAGCUCUUUGUGAUCGAGCCAAAGAAUUCUCACAUGCUCUACCUUCAAGAAGCAUUUCAAGGCUAAUACUGAGUCGUACGUACAUGCAAAACAAAUCCUGCCACAACUAUCUUCAGUUCUGUUGUCAAUGGUUUUCUCAUAUGUAUACUUUAUAGAAUUUCAAGUGGAUUUGCAGGCUAGGGAGAAAAAUGUCAGAGUAACAGAUGAUGUUUAUUUGCCUGACAUUUACUCCAUUCUAGGUGAAAACCAAGCACAGAUUUUAAAACUUUUAAGAUUAUUCUCUUCUAUCAACAGCAUUUACAAAAAUUAAUAUAAUUCUUAAUAUAGCAACAGCUAUUUAGUGUUUUGUUUGAUGAACUAUGCUGAUUUCUGUGCCUACUGUACAAUGGUUAUCUCAGGGGUGCAAACUUGGAAAACAAGUGUGACACUGACCCUCUUAAAUCAGAAUCAUGUUUUCUUGCUUUGCUAUGUUUUUCAAACCUUGUCAUUAUUUUUUAGCUUUUAUGCUAGCUUCCAUUAUUGCAGUUGGUUGUCCUAAUAUUUAAAAUUUCAAUUUCUAAAACUAUAGAUCCAAGUUAAAAAAAAAGAUUUUGUGACACAAAAUGUCAUAACCAUCAGCUUUAUAUGAGCAAAUUCAAUAUUAUUCAUAAGCAUAUAAUUCCACUUAUUUACUAUGUGAGAUGACUACUAAGCAAUAUCUCGUGGCAUUAGCUAUCCAUAUAGUUGUGAUUGGCCUUAGUUCCUCCUUAGAAGACCCUGCCAUUGGGCCUGGUCACCCAAGCAGUGAUGGUCUUUGACACCUCCUCGCCAGUGUUCCUCCCACUCCUGAGUCUUACCUCUAACUUCCUCUUGAAUGAUCAUCAUUCCAGACCGUCUGAUCCAGUCCUCACAUUUUAAAAUAUAAAACUAAAGAUAGAAUGCUUCUUACAGGAACAGUUACCCAAGGGCUACUUCAUAGUAAACGUCAGAAAUCAGUGUGAGUCCGUGGGCGUAGCUAUGUGGCAGGUGCAGCAGUUGCUUGGUGAACUGUGCGGAGUUGUGUCUUCAGCACAGCAUCCUCUGCCCACCCUCAUUUCUUAUAAGUUAAAUCUAGAGUGAUUGUGGUUCUUGGGAAAGCAGAAUGAAAAAUUAAAAGAUAUCUUGUAUUUUUCUUGCCCUCGGGUUGUCUGUGUAUUUUGUCUUUUGAUAGUUAAGGCAAAAGUACCUAAAAACUUAAAAUAUCUGCAUAAGUUAAGAUAUGCUUGUUUUUUAAUCAUCUGAGGUUCUAUAAUGUAUUUGAAAAUAAUGGAUCAGUUAUUUGUUUUCAAGUUCAUAUUGUAUCUUUUUAAAAACCAUGCUGUGGAAAAAAGCCACAGAAUGACAAGUGACAAAAUCUAUUUAGAUACUCUGUGUGUGAAUCCUGAUUUUUACCUGCUAGGAUUCAACUAAAUUUCUAAGCUUCAUGAUGUUAUGAAUAUGUGGAAUGACAUACAAUUAAUUAUGUACAUAGAUAGUGUAUUAAAAUAUAUAAUAGUUCAUAGAAAUUUUCAUUAAUAGAAAAUGUGUCAAACCGGAGCCAUCCCUAAACAGUUUUCUCUUGUCUUCUUUUUGUCCUCUUUGGCUCCUACCCUGAGCUUCCAGCCCAGGCACUCAGACCUGGUGCUGCGUUCUCUUUCUGCCAAAGCUUGUCAUUAUUGUAGUCUACUCACCCUUAAAUCAUGCCUGUUCCCCUGUUCUUAUAUUCAUCUCUUUAGGACAAGGAUAGGCACUGGCCACGGUAAAAGUUUAUUGAAGUAAAUGAUGUUAGCCUGAAAUAAUAGGAAAAGGACAGAAGAGAUUGAUCUCUGUCAUCAAUGUACUUAUAUGUGCAUUUUAACUGUGACCUUCUGGACCCAGUGCCCUUCCCACCCUAUCCAAUGACUCAUUUGUUUGGCUAAUGGUGAACAUCACUGGGGCUCUUAAGUCCUUUCAUUCUGUUCAAGACUUCACUGGUUUUCCUUCAUGAAAAAGGUUCAGAGUGCUACUCACCCUUCCCCUGCCUCUGGAGUUCCAUGCACAAGGAUCGCUAGGUUAACAAGAAGCAGAGUAAGGCUCUGUGUCAGUCUGGACAGGCUCCCCACAACUUGCUGUAUGCUUAAAAGAAUGCUGUGUUUCAGGUCUUUCUUUCCUUGUCUUUCCCCGUUGAGUUGAAGAUAGCCAGACCCCUGUGCACAUCCGAGGUUACUGCCUCUCAGCCCCACCCCACCUGUGCAUCUAAGGGCAUCCUCAGCACAGGGAGCAGGGAGGGAGAGAACACCCUUUGUCACGUGUCCCAUUGUUUGAGACCCUGGCACGCAUGCACUGUUUGUCAGUGCAGAGACCGUGCCUCUGUGUCAAGCGGUCUCAUAAUGGUGGUUGUGCUCCGUCCAGUCAGAUUAGCUACUUCUCCCUUGAGGGGACAAUUAAGGACUAGUUAGAAGGGGAGGCUGGAUGAGUUCCCUGUACCCCUUACUGACUCAAAAAACAAUUGGGAAACCCCUCUUUACUCAGCAAAAGCCCAACCAUCAGUUAGAAAAACCUAAAUGUUAAACUAGAAUUAAAAUAUAAUUAUGUCAUCUGAAUAGUACUUCAUGCACGACACAUUUUUUUACCUCUCAUAUAAGUUAAUUCACUAACAAGCCAAUUUUAAAUCAAGCUGCCCUUGUGAUGAAUGGAGAUCAUUAUAUGGGUUAUUAUGACUGCAUUUCUUUUGUUGAGUGACCAUUUUAAAUAAAUAAUAUUUAAUAUAGAAGUAUUCUUAAAGACUUAGGCUUUUGACAUUAGAUGAACCUUGUGAAUUCUGUAUUGUAUGGAUUAGCACACAUACGCAAUGUAAGCCUCCAAUUUGUUGAACCUUUACAGGCCUGGAUUUCAGAUUGUGGCCCUGAGUGUCUGGAUAGUUGAGUUGUGCGCUUAUGUGCUUAUGUGAUAGAGGUGCUUUGUUCCUGCAGCUUAGAAACAGAAGCAGCCAUUCAUUGAAAAGUUUAAAAGAGGAAGUAUCAACCUCAUUUUCCAAACCAGCAUUACUUUCACGGCUCAUGGAUCUGAAGGAUUGCAUUUAGAAUGUCUAGUACUGUCGUACUUUCAGAAACUGGUAAAAAGUCACAUUCUUAAAACUUCAUGCAUACUGUAUUCUAGUUGGAAAUUAGUCCUGUAAUUUCUAAAUUGUCUUCAUACCGUCCAUAUUUAAAGAACAUUACAAGUCCUUUUUGUAUUUGGGUAAUUAAAUGUAGUUCAGUGAAGGAGACUAGGGAAUGUUUUCUUCCAAAGGGAAUUUGAAAUCAAUUUUAUGCAAGUUUGAAAUUUAAGUACUCCUUAACAUGUCAAUAUUCAAAAAAUGUUAUCCUAAAGUUUUCUACUGAUAAGGCACAUAAUCUGAUAAAAUGCUUUGUUUGUUUGCUCUAAGGUAAUUUUUGCUGUUUUCUAUUUUAAACUAUGUUAAAGUUUGUAUGCCUUUUUUCCCCUUAUAUUGAAACUAUAGUUGGGCCUCUCAAAGUAAAAUGUGGGAUCAUGAGGUAAAUAAGACUUAGGCAUAUAGUGACACUGCACCGACUAAUUUCUUAUUAUCUGAGUCUCAUGCCAGAGUAUUGUAGAUGCAGUGGAAUUUUCCUGAAGGGUGGUAUAUAUCAAGGUCUAGCUUGUGUAGCUCUGAAACUCUUGGCUCCUAGAUUCAAAUCUACUAUAGAUAGACAUGGCUCCACAAUUUGAGUUAAAACUUAAGAAAGAGUCCUGCUCACAUAUCAUUAGAUAUCUUAUUUCUCCAUAAUUUUAAAUGUUCAUAGUUUCUUUUUAUUUGAUGGGUACAAAACUUAGGACAUGUUUGUGCCAACCAGUGUGUAUUCUGGCAAACAAUGCAUUGAUGUGUGAAGGUAAUAGAUUAAUACGAGAAUUCAUUCUCUUGGUAAACUAGUUCUUCAAAGCAUAAAAUUUAUUUUGAACUUUCACUUCCUGCUGAAACAAAGUUUCAUUGUUUUCAUGCCCCUCUUUUAUAUCUAGAAGAAAAUUUUUCACAGAAGAAAAUGAUUUGUAGCCAAACAUACAGGACAUUGAUCUUUUAGACAUCCUUAGAGUAUCAUUGGAAAUUACUUGGUUUGAAUUUGGUUUAUUUUUAUCUUCAUAGGUUAUGUGUCAGGACUAUUAAUAAUACUUUAACCUCUUAUUUUGCUAGGGUGGUUAGAUUUUUAUUCCUUUUUAAUUAGUGCUUUUGUUUGAAUUAUUACAGGGUUAUAUUCAUGCUAAUCAUAAUACAGAUGAACUAUUUUUAAUGCUGGUAUAGAGAAUAAAGAUCAACAUUUAAUUAAUCAGUAUGUCAGGCUUUGUUGUAUAAGAUAAAGUUUCAGGAGGUGUGAAUAUAUCCAAAACCUUAUAAUUAUGAUAUUGGGUUAUGACAGGAAUCUAUUAUUUUUAACCAUGAGUAGUGCUUAUUUCUCCCUAUAUUAGGAAUGUUAAUAGUUUGGAUUAUAAACAUCCAAGUCACAAACAGAAUUUACAAGAUAAAGAUGAAUGCAAGAUAUGCAAGAUAAAUUCUUAACUGUGCAACAUUUUUGUGAAAGUUAAAAGUAGUAUUUUAAGGGGGAAACCCUCUGAAUGUUUUUUAUUUGUAAGUGCCUAUCUGAAGACCCAUAAAAACAAUAAAUUUAAAAGCUCUUAUAGAAGUAAAACUAAAACUGAUUGAACAUUAACCAAAAACAAAUCAUUAAAAUAUACAUUAUUUUUUGGUUGCUAGAACUGAAUACUGUAAAAACAAAGAGAUGUGAGUGGGGAAAAAAGGUCUAAUUGAUAAAGAGAUGGAUUUUUAUUACAUUUAUAUGUCUUCUAAGAUUGUCUUUACAGUAGCCAAUCAGAACUUUAAAAAAAAAGCUAACAAUAUAGACCUUGUGCUGCACUUAAGCCUAAAAUAUUAUGCAUACCUGAUUGAAAUGUUCACUUAAAUUAUUGAAUUUCUUUAUACAUUUAAAGUGUACUUCCCUUUAGAAUUUUAAAUGGGUAACUUUCAACUUCUGAACUUACUAUUUUCCUAAGCAUUCCAGUGGUGUAUUAUAAAAGAUCAAAAUAUUUCUAGGUGGUAAUACAAUUUUUAUUAAGAUCAAAAUAUUUCUAGGUGGUAAUACAAUUUUCAUUAAAACGUGGAAAAGUUGUUAACUGUUAGGUUUAACAUUAGUAUUACUAUUUUUGCAAUUGAUUAUAGAAAAGAACACUGGUUUUCAUAAAAAUUAUUUCAUUCUUCCCCCAGUGUGAUUCCAAAUAACUUUCCCCCAUUAUUUCUAACAUAUGAUAAGCUAGUGGUUCCUUCUAUUUAAUUUUUUCCUUUUAAUAUUAAUAUUUAGGAAAAAUGUGAAUGGUGUUGUGAAUAGUGAAAGACAGUAUGCAAAAAAGAAACUUCAUUGUUGUGGAGGUGUAGGUGUUAUGGGUACCCUGGGAUUUGUUUUAGCCUAAUAUUUUCUCCAAAAGGAGCAUGACUUUUUGUUAAAUACAUUUCAAUUCAGAAUUGCUUAAAAAAGAUUGGCCUGGCUAGAAAUAGACAUUCUAGAUUUGAGAUAGCACUACCUUAAAGGUAAAAUUAAAUCAUUUUUAAAUACUCAACUUUCCUGGUAAGAAUGUUUUUAUCUUCUCUUUCAUUUACAGGCCAUAAAUCAAGAUCCUUAUAACACUAGAAAAUUACCAUUUUUUACUUUCGAAAUUGCAUUAUAGCGAAUUACUGUUUACAAAAAUACACAUACUGUGAACAGAUAUAAGUUUUUGUCUUUUAUACAGUUGUUUGUAGAAUGAGUGUUUUUUUAAAGGAGGUGUUAUAUGUUAAAUAUUUUAAGUUUUUAUAAAUAUUAGUAACUGUUUACUGAUUUUUGUUUGGUCAAGUGCUUGUAAAUGUAGCUGAAAGAAGAUAGGAAGAAACUGCAUAUCCAAAACUUCCCAUUUUCCUUUCUUGAAAUGUUACCACUACAGACAUUUCUUUUUUUAAAUGUGAAUGAUCACUUGUGAUGUGCUGUACCUAAAAUCAUGUUUAAUCAUAUAAGAAACAUUUAAAUAUACAAAUAAAAGAAGUAAAGUAUAGAUUGAAGUACAUUUGUGUGAUUCAGUUUGAUUUAUAGAAUUAUUAGUUUAAUAUGAAAUAAAACAACUCCACUGACAGAGAUGAAAACUGAAGUAUUUCCUGCCUUGUGAAAAUUUGGAUAUUAUGUUGCUAUUAGUGUGGGUAACUUGGACACUUUAUGUCAUUGUAUAAUUUCUGAAUUUAGUUUCCAUAUCUUUUGGAAGACGUGGUUAUAGUAAGAAUAUACAAUAUAAUUAAUCUAUUACUAAGAGACCAUAAAUAUAAAACUAGUAUGCUUGGCUGUUAACUCUAAAGGUGUUACUUAUGUCUGUUUUUAAAACAUGCAUGUAUUUAACAAUUUUAUCAUAGUAUGGGAAAAAAAUAAAUAUAUUUUCUUACAUCUUA
Microcebus murinus (gray mouse lemur) is the source of this 10274-nucleotide messenger RNA. RefSeq names its product LIF receptor subunit alpha (gene LIFR). The record is from RefSeq and is a predicted model, not a curated record. Gene Ontology annotation, cellular component: external side of plasma membrane; signaling receptor complex; membrane. Gene Ontology annotation, molecular function: oncostatin-M receptor activity; ciliary neurotrophic factor receptor binding; cytokine binding. Gene Ontology annotation, biological process: cytokine-mediated signaling pathway; positive regulation of cell population proliferation. Lineage: Eukaryota; Metazoa; Chordata; Mammalia; Primates; Cheirogaleidae.